Ostreococcus lucimarinus CCE9901 is the source of this 783-nucleotide messenger RNA. RefSeq lists its product with no specific name. The transcript has a single exon. Bases 1 to 783 code for a protein of 260 amino acids. Gene Ontology annotation, cellular component: cytoplasmic exosome (RNase complex); nuclear exosome (RNase complex); nucleolus. NCBI's taxonomy places the organism in Eukaryota, Viridiplantae, Chlorophyta, Mamiellophyceae, Mamiellales, Bathycoccaceae. Gene Ontology annotation, biological process: poly(A)-dependent snoRNA 3'-end processing; U4 snRNA 3'-end processing; rRNA catabolic process. The record is from RefSeq and is a predicted model, not a curated record.
AUGGCGCCCGCGACCGCGCUCCGGGGCGAUGGACGCUCGAGCGAGAUGCUGCGAAGACAACGCUUGCACCGACACUACGUCGCGGGCGCGCACGGGAGCGCGGAGUACGCCAUCGACGGUACGAUCGUCGUCGCCACCGUGCACGGGCCGCAAAAAGUGAAACCUUGGCGCGAAGAGGUCGAGCGCGGGAUCGUGGAGUUUGAACUCACGAGCGCGAGCGGGAUGACGAGAGAGGAAGAAAGAGCGUGCGAAGCGCGCGUGCGAGGGGCGAUCGAGGCGACGGUGGUGCGGUAUGAUUUUCCGAGACUCGGCUUGCGAGCGACGGCGCGAAUCGUGAGCGACGACGGUAACGCCGAGGCGGCGUGCGUGAACGCGCUUUGUUGCGCGCUCAUAGACGCGGAUGUGGCCAUGCAUGGGUUGAUAUGUGCGAAUGCGUGCGCGAUAUUGAGCGAUGGGACGAAGGUGAUCGACCCGACGAAGCGAGAGGAAAACGAAGCGAGGGCGGUGGUGCGCGCGUGCGCGCUGAGCAAGUAUAGAGAAAAGGAGGAAAUCGCCAUAGUCGGGUGCUCCACGACCGGUGCGUUGACUGAGGAAGAGUAUUUAGAAUCUAUAGCGUUCAUCGUCGACGCCACGGCGUCGGUUGUGAACUUCCAAAAGAAGUCAAUAGCGCGAUUCGAGCUCGAAGGGAAAUUCCAAGAGGACGGAACAAAGGAAGCGAAGCGAGCGAAGACGGCGAGCGAAGACACGCCGAUGGAAGGGAUGGAAAACAAGCCCAUAGGGUGA